Dermacentor andersoni is the source of this 3782-nucleotide messenger RNA. Its product is annotated as membrane metallo-endopeptidase-like 1. The record is from RefSeq and is a predicted model, not a curated record. Gene Ontology annotation, biological process: protein processing. Gene Ontology annotation, molecular function: metalloendopeptidase activity. Gene Ontology annotation, cellular component: plasma membrane. Lineage: Eukaryota; Metazoa; Arthropoda; Arachnida; Ixodida; Ixodidae.
CGAACGCGGUGGCCCGCUUUUGCCGCACGUUCGGAGGCCGAACAUUUGUAGCUUGCUCGGGGCCGCCUCGUCGCUGGAAAUCGACGCCGGCUUCGACGACGACGCCUUUGCAUGUGAUCGGACACUUGGCUAACCCGGGAACCGGAGGCACGUUACAAGCGUUCCAAGAUGCCCGAAGAAGAUGAUGACGAUGCCAAGAAGAAGAAAAAGAAAGGCUCGAAAGGAAAGAAGGGCUCCAAAGGCAAGAAGGGCUCCAAGGGCAAGAAAGGUUCCAAGGGCAAGAAGGGCUCCAAGGGCAAGAAGGGCUCCAAGGGCAAGAAAGGAAAGAAAGGAUCCAAGAAGGGCUCCAAAAAAGGCUCCAAAAAGGGAUCUCCGAAGAAAAAAGGGGGGUCCAAGAGCGCGUCUCCGGAACGGGAAUCGGGACCGGCGACACCUGCGUCUAAAUCACCGUCGCCGCCCGCGGGACCCGUACUAUCUGUCGACUGGUCAAAGAGGCGGCGGCCGUUCGAGAACGCCUUCACAGCGCAGGGUUUCUACGGCGACGGCAUGUCACCCAGCCGCGACCAGUUUCUGGUCAACGUCCAAUACUACGACAACGCACCUCCCCCGCCCGCCUACUACGACUACGGCGCUGCGGCGCCCAUGAUGCAGAUGCAGCCCAACACGGUCAUGAUGGCGUCGCCCAUGGGGGGAGACAUGAGACCCAUGAGGAGCGGCACCGUGAUCUCGUCCACCGAACGCGAGUACUUUGAGGUCGAGGAGCGACGCGAGAGGAAGCGGAGCUCGGCUGGCGCGGUGGGCGCUGUCGGCGGCGCCGGCAUGGCGAGCUCGUCGCAGGGCCUGGUCGCGGGCGGUGCCGCGGUCCCCGGCGCGGCAGGCCUGAUCGGCGGCGCCGGCCUGGUGGGCGCCAUGCCGCUGCUCGAUGUCAGCGACCAGGAGCUGUCGUCCAUCGAGAGGGACAUGCGCAAGAUGUACCACGACCGGUACCCCAGUGAAGAGACGACGUUGACGUUAUUUCCGGAGCGGUCCCUCAUCAUCAUCCUCGUCAUCAUCUUCAUCUUCGUCGUCAUCAUCGUCGUCUUGGCAGUCACGGGAAGCGGAUCCAAACCGAUGGGAGCAGUGAGCACGGUGGCGGGAGGAAUCGGCUCGCCUGGGCAUCCAGAGGGUGGACAAACAGUCAUAACAGCGCCAGAAGGUGGAACAGAGGAGGUCGAUUACCCUCCUCCCCAUCCGCCCGGACCCGACCGACACCCAGCCACACCACGGCCUGAUCAUUACACAUCGAAACCGACGAGGACACCCAGACCUGGAGGAGGACCUGGAGGAGGAUCUGGAGGAGGACCUGGAGGAGGAUCUGGAGGAGGACCUGGAGGAGGACCGUCGACCGAAAGGAUGACCUUCAGCUUCACUCAUAAGGCUCGGCCUACGAAUGUUCCUCCGGGCGACUACUACGUGUGCACUACCGACUACUGCGAGGCGGAAGGGAGCUUCGUGUCGAGCACGUUGAGCGAGUCGAUAAAGCCGUGCGAUGACUUCUACGACCACGUGUGCAGCAAGUUCCAGGCGGCGCACACGGUGAACCUGCAGAACGCCGACAUCGUCAGCACCGACACGCUGCUCUUCAGGGCCAUGGAGGAUAACAUGAAGUCCAUCAUCACCGGUCGUCAAGGGGGCACGGAGAAGCUCUACAACCUCUACAACGGCUGCCGGGAUACAUCGUCCAAGCCUUCGGAGCACGCGAACAAGGAAUUCAACAGCAUCAAGGACGACGCUGGCCUGAGCGGCUGGCCGUUCCUGGACUCCUCGGACGCCAGCAACUACGACGCCGUGUGGACGGCGGCGGCCAAGCUCUGUCGGCUGCUGGGCAUUCACGCCUUGGCCAAGCUCACGGUCGAGCCGGACCCCGAAGAGGUCGACAAGUUCGUCAUUGCGUUGGACGAGCCGGACGUGUACCUGCGCAAGAGCGACGUGCACCUCGACAAGAUGGUCAACUGGUACUCGGAGGCCGUGACGACAGCGCUGAAAGAGGGCUCCAGGAUCGCUGGCACGUCGGACGCCUCGAGCCACGCCAGCAGCGUCGUCACCUUCGCCAAAAACCUCGUCAAGAGCUUGAGCCUACCGGAUAAGACGAUCAUGGGAACAACCAUAUACAUGACGAAGAUGUCCAAGGAAAUUCCUAUGAAGUUGCAGAAGUUUGCGGGAAUCGUCGUGGACAUGGGAAGCCACAAUUCGUUCAUGCAAAGCAACACUAGGGUCCUGUUGAAGUCUCCGGAAUUCAUCAACAAGACCUUGGAGGAACUUGUCAGAGAUCACCAGAGCUACGUGGUGCUCAACUACCUCGGCUUUCGGCUGAUGGUGGAACUGUCGCCCUACCUGCCGGAGAGCGUGGGCCCGCUGCGCAACGUGUGGUACACGCAGUUCACCGGCAUUUACAAGCCAAACGUGGAGCGCUGGCGCACCUGCUUGCACAGCAUCGACCGCGCCGUGCCGCUCUACCUCCUCUACAUGUACUCGGAGCACCUGAACAAGACCACCUUCCGGGAGGUUGUGGCUAGGAUGACCACCGACAAGAUCGGCCGAGUGUUCACAGAAAACAUCAACAAAACCAAAUGGAUGGACGGCUUCACCAAGUACAUCGCGGAGAGGAAGAUUAUGUCCCAGAAGAUAUUGAGCUUUUACCCUGUCUGGGUGGCCAUCAGGGACAAGUUCAUGGAGCACGUCCAACAGCUGCCGUCGGCGACAGGCACAGAUGCCAUCAAGCAGUACUUCACAUACGUACAGCACUUUAGAGACGACAUCUUCAAGGCAUACACGACACAAAGAGCCAGGAUGAAGCAGUGGCCCGGCAGCGUCUUCGACACUGACGUCAUGUACGAUAUGCAGAGGCAGGCCAUCUUCAUCCCAAUGGGUCUCUUCAACAUAUCAGUGCCUACCAACAGUUCAGUCUUCGUCGUUCACUCCGCCCGCUACGGCGUACGACUAACGAGAGCCAUGACGAGGAUGAUAUACGAAAAGAGCUACUACUACGACACGGGCAAGGUGUUCCCCGAGAUGGUGUGGAGCGAGACGUCCGCCCAGAACUUCGCCAAGCGGCUGCAGUGCUUCUCCGACCAGUACGGCGAACUCGACGAUCCCACAAGCCCGGGCCACAAGCUCAACGGAUCGUCGGUGCGCGAGUCCGUGUUCGAGGAGAGCGCCGCCAUCACACCUGCGUUCAAGGCCUUCCAUCAGCUGCUGAACGUCUUCAGGAUAUGGCAGCGAGACUUCCGCUUGAUGAACGCCGAGCACCUCUCGUCGGAUAAGCUCUUCUUCAUUUACUACGUUUUGGACAACUGCGUCAAGGCCAACCAAGACUACAUGAUGUACCAAAAGUACGGCACUAAUCAAGCCUUCGUAAAACAGAGGGUGAUGCUGGCGCUGAAGAACUCUCACGAGUUCUCGCGGGUCUUCGGCUGCCCAGAGAGCAGCGCCAUGAACCCGGUCAGAAAGUGCAGCGCCUGGGGCGGCUAGUCGUCGUCGACGGGCGAGGUCAAGAGAGCUGUGACCGGAGCCCCGCCAGGUACCCGAGCGGUGGUGGUGGUGGACGGGGUUAGAGAACCCACCUUCCCUCCCCGAACACGCGGAGGGACAACUUGUUUGAAGCCGCGGACGCCCGUCUCUCUCCCAGCUGACAGCCCUUGCCUCGGCGGCAAGCACGACCCCAUGGCCGUGGGGCAGGAAACCCACUGUGUGUGUUUGCCUGUGCCAUCAAUAAAAGCAUCAGCCAUUUGUCAUCAUCACAA